Messenger RNA from Stegostoma tigrinum, 3668 nucleotides. RefSeq names its product formyl peptide receptor 1 (gene fpr1). Gene Ontology annotation, cellular component: plasma membrane. Gene Ontology annotation, biological process: phospholipase C-activating G protein-coupled receptor signaling pathway; complement receptor mediated signaling pathway; positive regulation of cytosolic calcium ion concentration. Gene Ontology annotation, molecular function: N-formyl peptide receptor activity; complement receptor activity. The record is from RefSeq and is a predicted model, not a curated record. NCBI's taxonomy places the organism in Eukaryota, Metazoa, Chordata, Chondrichthyes, Orectolobiformes, Stegostomatidae.
UUUUUUUCCUCCUCCCUCCCUCCCUCUCUCCCUCUCUCUCGCUUCCUCGUCUGGAAUUAUGUUCCGAUCCUGUUGUGUCGCUCCCACACUCUCUCCGUCCCCACCCUGCCUUCGCUCGAGCUGCCCCUACGUGAAAAGCUGAGCCUGCCCUCCUCCCUCUCCCUCGUUCUCUAUGUUACCCGCCUGAAGACACCAACUACCCAGGUGCCGACCCCAACCCCCAACACCGUCUCGACCAUCGCCAACCUCAAACAGAUGCCAGGCAGCUCCCACAUGCCCAGGCUCCCUGUUCACACAGCGAGAGAGAGAGAGAGAGCGUGAAGGAGACAGACACGGAGAGAGAGAGGGAGAGAGACGUCCCGAUGGAGAACGUGGAGGGAAUCGAAUGGUGUCCAUUGUUGCCACGGGGAGCCGCGGCUACUGAGAUGGGAUGGAGGGAAGCUGCGGAGAGAGAGAGAGAAAACGAGAGGUCGGUUGAUCGAUCAAUCACAAGGCAAAAUCAACAAAAUUCAGAUGGGUUACUAGGAGGAGCCCAGGAGAAGCAGAGACCACGAGCUUCUUCCCCAGAGAUGCUGAGACUCGGUGCGACACAGGAGGGAGUGAGGUGAUUCGGAGGGACGUGGUGAGGAAAUGAGAGUACGAUGCGACAGUAGGAAAGGAUGCCUGGAUGAGAUGGAGUUGUGAGGAAUGAGCACUGGAGGGGGAUCUGAACAGCAAGAGGGAAUUCCAGGAAUUUGACCCAACGACAGUGAAGGACCGGUGAUCCAUUUCCAACUCAGAUGGCACCGCUGAGGAUAAUUUGAGAUGGACAAAGACUUUUUAUCAGGAACUGGUGUGCGUAAUCAAAUCAGCAAUACGCUGACAGCAACUUCAGUUUUUGUUCCUGAUUUACAGCAUCCACAUUUCUUUCAAUGCUCCAACUAACUGAGAGAUACGGAGACUGGAAUAUGCACGGAGCUCUGAGUUUCGACCCAGGAUCUGCCAAUGCUAAUACAUCAAAUUCGCAACGGAAAUUUAUGCACAGAGGUUUUCAUGCAAGCUGAUAACACAAGUUCUCACCCAAAAAUUGGAUUACAGUGCUUGAAAUCUCAAAUGUCAUAGCAAAAAGCGGCAAAUCACACGAAGAAAUUCAACUCUCUUCAAAUCGUUUAACUUGGCCUCCAGAAAGCAGGCUCCGCCUCUGGGGCGGGGAAAUGCAGUCACAUGGCAACGUGCCGGCCAAUGGCAGCGGAGGCCCGGUGGACCCGAGUUGGGCCAAAGGCGUCUCGAGAGCGGCGGGCGCCGUCACCGCGGUCAUCUUCUCCGUGACCUUUGCCCUGGGGGUGCUGGGCAACGGCCUGGUCAUCUGGGUGACCGUGUUCAGGAUGAAGUGGUCCGUCAACAAGGUGUGGUACCUGAGCCUGGCGCUGGCUGACUUCCCGUUCGCCCUGCUGCUGCCGUUCAGCGCCGCCUACGCGGCCCUGGGCACCCACUGGCCCUUCGGCCGCCUCAUGUGCCAGCUGACCAGCGGCCUGUCCGUGCUGACCAUGUUCGCCAGCGUCCUCAUGCUGGCCGCCAUCAGCGUCGACCGCUGCUCCGUGGUGCUGUUCCCGGCCUGGUCCCGCAACCGGAGGGGCCCGCGCCUGGCCUCCGCCGUCAGCGCCGCCGUCUGGCUGGCGUCCGUCGCCUUCAGCGCCCCCAGCUUCGUGUACCGUGACACCGUCGAGGAGGGCAACUGCACCGUCUGCCUCACCCUCUUCGCCAGCGCCGCCGAGGAGCAGGCUGCCCUCGAGGCGGCGGAGGGCGACGACCAGGCCGCCGCCCUCGACGCCCUGGAGGCCUCGCGCUUCCGCUCGCUGUCGCUGGCGCGCGUCCUCGGGGGCAUCGUCUUCCCCUCCGUCGUCAUCGGCGCCAGCUACGUCACCCUCUGCCUCCGGCUACGGCGCCACCGCCUGGUCACUCGGCCCGGAGGCCGGAAGCCCUUUCGCCUCUUGGCCGCCAUGGUGGCCGCCUUCCUGGUCUGCUGGUUGCCCUACCACGCCCUGCUGCUCGCCGAGCUGCUGCAGCCGGCGGGGCAGCCCCUGCCGCUGGCCCUGUCGCUGAGCAUCCCGCUCGCCUCGGGCCUGGCCGCCUUCAACAGCUGCGUCAACCCCUUGCUCUACGCCUACAUGGGCCGCGACUUCCAGCGAGGCGUCGGGCGUUCGCUGCCCCGCAUCCUGGAGAACGCCCUGGCCGAGGACUCCAUGCCGUCCGCCAGGACCCGGUCCUCCCUCCUGGGUGAGGCGGGCAGCACCUUGGUGUGAGGGCAGGCGGGGAGACCGUUCGUCCCACCCGUCUGCUGGCCAUUUGCGUUCUUUCCUGCCAGUGCUUGAUGCUCCCCCCCCUCCCCCCAAGACGCACCCUGUACCGGCGCUGAAUAAUAGCGACACCAACCAACAGCAGCACCCUCCGCCCCCCCCCCCCCCCCCCCUUGGGGUCGUGGGGGUUUGGGGGAGUUCGGAGAGAAUUCUGCCCGACUGCCCACCCUUGUCUGAGCAUCUCCUCAUCUCACCUUAUCCUGAGGCUCCGAACCACCUGCCCCCCCCCCAACUCCCACCCUGUGUUCCCUCUGUCGAGACCCCCCCUCAAAAUCUUACAGCCAGAAGCCAGACAUCACUGGACCAUUCCACUCAUUGCAGAACCUCAUUCUAGGGACACGUGUUGUAAAUCUGAGUUCAAGGGAAAAUAUAUUCCCCCGCGCCCCGCGCCAGCCUGACAUCUUCAAAUCUGGUGAUUAGCUGCCACGCCAGAACUCUGUGCAUUCACAACCAGCUCUCUCCCCGGCAGCGAACCUGUGCCAAUAAUACCAUCGAGUCUUUCCAGCAACAUACUCUACCCGCUGCGCUCAAAGCGUGAACACACCUGGACUCCCUGAAUGCCACAUAGAGUCACCACAGCAUGGAAACAGGCCCUUCGGUCCAACCAGUCCAUGCCGACCAUAAUCUCGAACUCAACUUGCCCCAUCUGGCUGCUCCUGACCUCCUUCCCUCCAAACCUUUCCUAUUCAUGUAUCCGUCCGAUCUUAUAACUGUACCUGCAUCCACCACUUCCUCAGGAAGUUCAUUUCACACACAAACCACACUGUGUGUUUAAAAAAAAAGAGUUCCCUGUCAUAUUUGUUUUAAAUUUUUCUCUUCUCGCUUUAAAAAUAUGUCCCCAGCUUAGAAAUCCCCCACCCUAGGGAAAAGACACCCGCCAUUCACCAUAGCUAUGACCUUCCUGAUUUUAUAAACCUUUAUAUGGUUCACCCCUCAGCCUCCUACGCUCCAGUGAAAAGGGUCCCAGCCUAUCCAUCAAAACAUCUUGGUAAAUCUGUUUUGAACCCUCUCCUGUUUACUAAUAUCCUUCCUGUAACCGGGUGACCAGGCUGGACACAGUAUUCCAGAAGAGGCCUCACCAAUGUCCUAUACAACCUCAAUAUGACAUCCCAACUCCUGUACUCAAAGAUCUGAAUGAUGAAGGGAAGUGUCCCAAACACCUUUUGUAACCACUCUGUCUACUUGUGACACAAAUUUCAAAGAAUUAUGUACCUGAACCCCCAGGUCUCUCUACUUUUAAUUAUGUCAGUUCUGACUUUGUUUAUUUUACGGAAAGACGAUAGCUAUGUAUUUAUCCAAAUUAAACUACAUCUGUCACUCUGUUCCAACUCU